Pseudonaja textilis is the source of this 2216-nucleotide messenger RNA. NCBI's taxonomy places the organism in Eukaryota, Metazoa, Chordata, Lepidosauria, Squamata, Elapidae. The record is from RefSeq and is a predicted model, not a curated record.
AACUGGAAUUUUCAGAACGGUUUAACGGACUCUGGAUUCUCGCGCGUUCCGACCGGACGCAGAUGGACGGGCUGCUGGCGGUUCGCUUGCGUUCUUCGGCCAAAGGAUGAGGGGUUCACAGGGGGGAAGGAAGACUCCCUUGAGCAAAAUGCCGAAGGCUCUCCUGCCUUCUCCUCUCCUCUUCAUCAUCCUCUCCACCCUGCAGGGUAAAAACCUGAUUAAUGAUCCUUAUAAACCUGAAUGUGUUCGCCGGAAAAUGUUGUGCCACCCGAAAGCGAUUUGUCAACUGGAUGCUCUCUCUUCGGAGUUUUAUUGCCGUUGCUUGCCAGGCUACGACGGAGACGGGAUCCAUCUUUGCCAAGCCCCCGCUUUCCACAUCACCGUUUCUGACGCUUCCGUUUGUGACGAGAUGGGCGAGCAGGUGUGCCUCCUCCACUUGAAAGAGCCGCGCGUCACUUUCCACGUCUCCGUCUCGUCUUCCGCCCACCGACGUUCGCCCAGCGUGAUCUGGUACAAGUUUUACAACGGACAGAGCCCGCAGUACCACAGCUACCGACAGCGGUUGGGAUCCAUGGGAAACAGGACUCUGAGGAUAACGGUGCACAACCGUAGCCAUAUCCUGACCCUCCUCACGAUCCAGGACGAUGAUUUUUACCCCAAUCUUUUCUGGGCAGAAGUGAAGCUCUGCACCCUGACCCCCAAAACUCUGGGAAUUGAAGCGUACGACUUAACCCGCUUUCAAAUGUUAAACCCUUCUGGACUGAGGUUCUAUUUCGCCCUGGAGGGAGAAUCGAUCGAGGUUGGACCCUUUCUGGAAGGAGAUACAGUGGCCCUCCGCUUACCUGAGUACCUUCACCUCUCGCCUUCCAGCUUCGUUCAGUGGAUCAAGGAACCACGCCCGCUGACCCUGAGGGACGACCAAGCUGUGGUCAUUGCCGACGACGUGGAAAAGAUGGAGAUCAGCGGUUUAACGGAGUCCAGUUUUGGUUACGUCCGAGCCCUGGUUUACGAUUUCCAUUCGGAGGUUCCUGGGCGUGUUUUGGUAGCGGAAAGGCUCUUCUUCAUAAAAAAAGACGCCAGCAAAACCUGCAAGGGAAGUGGAGAAGGAAGGCGUUGCCGUUGUCACCCGGGGUUCGAAAGAAGGGGUGUGCAUUGUGUCGACAUCAAUGAGUGUGAAAGGAAAACAGCCCCGAGUUGCCUGGCUGAGGCCACCUGCACCAACACCUACGGGUCGUAUUUCUGCCGCUGCCCUCGGGGCUUAGAAGGAGACGGCCUACUCCGCUGCGUAGACGUCGACGAAUGUACGAGAGGCACCCACAAGUGCAACCGAGGCGUGUUGUGUUUGAACACCCUGGGCUCCUACCUCUGCGCCUGCCAGAGCGGCUUCGUGGGCGACGGCUCACGCUGUGCAGCCAAGAGCACCUGGUCGCCGUGGUCGCCGUGGUCGCCCUGCUCCGUCACUUGCGGCAUCCAAAAUCGGAUGCGUAUCCGCAAGUGCACCCACGAGGAGAGCGGGAUGCGCUGCCUGGGCCCUUCGGCUGACCUCAAGGGGUGCCCCAACCUGCAGCCUUGCCCCACUGACGGCGGCUGGUCGGUGUGGUCCCCUUGGUCGGUGUGCCUGGAGACGUGUUCGGGGAUCAAGAAACGGGUCCGGUUAUGUGACAGUCCUCCCGCUUCCAGAGGAGGUCUCCCUUGCGCGGGCGAGAAGGAGCAACUCGGAUUGUGCCACUCGAGCCACUGUGCCGUGGAUGGCGCAUGGUCUCCCUGGGCCUCGUGGACCCCGUGUCCCGUCUCCUGUGGAUUGGGAGUCGUGCGGCGGUCGCGGCGGUGCAACAACCCUUCCCCGGAACACGGAGGGGAGAACUGCAGCGGUCACGGCUACGAAGAAGGCACCUGCGGCUUUCCGGAGGCCCUCUGCAGAUUCCUAGCCAAGCCUUCUGGAUCCGUCGUACCUAGGAAACUGAGUCAAUAAAAAUAUCAGAACCCCAAAAUUAACCAAGCUUUGGAACUAAGGGGAGGUUUUUCCAGCAGGAUGGGAACUGUAGUUGUUGGGUCAUCAAUCAGAGGCUGAGCAGAGGAUGAUGAAGGUCUUUGGGUACCACUUGACCACCCCACCCCCACCUCUGAACAGCAAAAUUUGAUGAAGACUGUGAUUAAAAUGUGAUGGCCAUUGGACCAACGUCUCCUUCCUUUUUGUGAAUCUGAGUGUUGGAAGG